AUGGCGCCCGCCCCGGGCCUGCUGCACCGUGUUUGUACGCGGGGGCAGGGCCUUUGUGUGGGCCACCCCAAGAGUUUCCCGCCCGAGGGGGUCCUCGGCCCUCUCCUCCCAGUUCUGUUCCGGCGGUGGCGGCAGGGCGCGCCGCGUCGCCGUCGGCGCAUGCGCGCGCGGGAACCCGCCCUCCGGGCUGGCGCACGUGGCCUCACGGGCCGGCGUGCGUGCGCGCGACCGCCCGGCCUCCCGCGCCCGGCGCGCCGCGAGCCUCUCCCUACUCGCCAGGCCGACGGGUGCGGCCGCCGAAGCCAGGGCGGCGUGCGUGCGCGCCCCCGGAGGACCACGUGGGAGCGGCGCGGCGCCGUUUCCCCGCCCUCCCUCGGCGCGCGCCGGCGUCGGCUGCGUCUCCGGGCAUUUGAAUUGCGCUUCCGCCAUCUUUCCAGCCCUCAGUCAGACGGGCGCGGAGACCCUUCUGGAAGUAACAUCACGAUGGCUGCCCAAGGAGAACCCCAAGUUCAGUUCAAACUUGUAUUGGUCGGUGAUGGGGGUACUGGAAAAACUACGUUUGUGAAGCGUCAUCUGACUGGUGAAUUUGAGAAGAAGUAUGUAGCUACCUUGGGUGUUGAGGUCCACCCCCUCGUGUUCCAUACCAACAGAGGACCUAUUAAGUUCAAUGUGUGGGAUACAGCUGGUCAGGAGAAGUUUGGCGGACUGAGAGAUGGCUAUUACAUCCAAGCUCAGUGUGCCAUUAUAAUGUUUGAUGUCACAUCGAGAGUUACUUACAAGAAUGUGCCCAACUGGCAUAGAGAUCUGGUACGAGUGUGUGAGAACAUCCCCAUCGUGUUGUGUGGCAACAAAGUGGAUAUUAAGGACAGAAAGGUUAAGGCAAAGUCAAUUGUCUUCCACCGAAAGAAGAAUCUUCAGUACUAUGACAUUUCUGCCAAAAGUAACUACAACUUCGAAAAGCCCUUCCUCUGGCUUGCUAGAAAACUGAUCGGAGACCCUAACCUGGAGUUUGUCGCCAUGCCUGCUCUCGCCCCGCCAGAGGUGGUCAUGGACCCAGCCUUGGCAGCACAGUACGAGCACGAUCUAGAGGUUGCUCAGACAACUGCCCUCCCGGAUGAAGAUGAUGACCUGUGAGAAAGCGAAGCUGGAGCCCAGCGUCAGAAGUCUAGUUUUAUAGGCAACUGUCCUGUGAUGUCAGUGGUGCAGCGUGUUUGCCACUUUAUUAUAUAGCUGAGCAGAACAUGUGCUUAAUCUUUGGGAUGCUGAAGGAGAUGAAUGGGCUUCGGAGUGAAUGUGGCAGUUAAAAAAAAAAAAAAACCUUCAUUUUUUGGACCUGCAUAUUUAGGUGUUUUGGAACCCAGUUGUUUCCUUCUUGAGUUUCAAAUAGAAGACUGCUGCGGUCACAUCACAACGUUCAGUUUGUUACUGUCAUUCCCAUUCCUUUUCGUUUAGAAUCAGAAUAAAGUUGUAUUUCAAAUAUCUAAGCAAGCGAACUCAUCCCUUGUUUAAAUGAGCAUUUUAAAACCACUAACGGAGAAUUGUGCCACGUUAAUAUUUGAAUUGCCUUUGCUCUUACCACUUAAUUUGAAAUCUGUUAGGUUGAAAUCUUUAACCUUCUGUAUAUUUGAAUCAUUUCACACAAAUGAAAUGACAGGUCAAGAGUAUUGUAUUUGGUAAGUUAAGAGGUAUAAAUACUGUCAGUGCAGUUAGGCUAAAAUAGUGUCUACCCCCCCUGCCUUUUGGCCCACGCAGUGUCACCUAGGGAAGAGCUUGUUAGAGAUUUAUGUGACCUGUCAGAAAAAAAGUGGUACCUGUUUUAGACGUUCCUAAUAGAGAUUUUAAGAAUUAUAAUUGCUUUUGUGGCAGAAGUGACGAUGUUCUUAUAUAGAGCUUUUCAAAGUGUGAUGAAACCAUACAAACAGUUGCAGGAACUUGAGGGAUGUCUCAUCUGUUAAAAAUGAACAUAAAGUGUGCAUUUAUUUGCUUUUUGUUUUAAUGUUACAUGUUUAAUGUAAAGUUGGUAUUCUAGAAGAUGUUCCACGUUUAUCUGCUGUUGUCAAGUACUCCCAAGCUUUAAAGAUGUCAAAGAUUAAGGAUUUCAUUGGACACAUGACAGCUUUGAUGAUUUUUCUGCCCCCAAAGAAUUUUUUGUGGGCGGUGCAAGGACACAGGAUGCUGCAACAGAGAAGUAGAGCUUAGGCUGGCUUCUCAGUGAUGUGAAACAGACUGCCAAACUUUCAGUAGAUUAACCACGGACCUUUGUAUGGUUUCCACGUGUAAACAUGAAUUGAGUCCCUCUUGCCUGAGUUUGAUCCUAUUGACACUGUACUGUAGCAGUUAGAAAUCAAAAUUAGAGCUAUUUUGCUCAUGUAAGUACCACUGUACUAUAGUUCAGUUCACCAAAGUUCUUUAGAUGUCCAAUUAUCCUUAAGUGAUUACUUUCCUACCUAAAAAGGUAGGGAAGGGUCACUUAAAUAUAUGGAAAAAUGAAAUUUAAAGAGUAAAAUUGGGUAAUUUGUUAAAAUAUUGAAUAAAUAUUAAUAGAUUCACUUAACGGAUUUGAAUUGCUGUAUAUGCUAUGCUAUAUAUUCAGAACCAGAUUUUAACAGAUGGGAAGUUUCUUCCCAUGAUCCAGAUGACACCUUUCAGAUAACUUACAUGAAGGAUAUGUGCUUGUACAACCUUAUGUAGAAUGCGAGUAUGACAAAUAUUCUGAAUCUUAAAUGUAAGAGUUAAAUUUUGAAAGCUACUUGGAGGUGGGAGAGAAUUUACAUCACUCGUUGGAAGAAAAAAUUGCAAAAUAU
Messenger RNA from Hippopotamus amphibius kiboko, 2804 nucleotides. It is a transcript of the gene RAN, whose product is annotated as RAN, member RAS oncogene family. Bases 1 to 1134 code for a protein of 377 amino acids. Gene Ontology annotation, molecular function: GTPase activity; GTP binding. Gene Ontology annotation, cellular component: cytoplasm; nucleus. Gene Ontology annotation, biological process: ribosomal subunit export from nucleus; protein import into nucleus. The transcript has 7 exons. Lineage: Eukaryota; Metazoa; Chordata; Mammalia; Artiodactyla; Hippopotamidae. The record is from RefSeq and is a predicted model, not a curated record.